Molecule: messenger RNA, 510 nt
Organism: Thalassophryne amazonica
Lineage: Eukaryota; Metazoa; Chordata; Actinopteri; Batrachoidiformes; Batrachoididae
Gene: her5
Product: hairy-related 5
Exons: 3
Coding region: 1-510 (169 amino acids)
Biological process (GO): anterior/posterior pattern specification; regulation of transcription by RNA polymerase II; regulation of neurogenesis
Cellular component (GO): nucleus
Molecular function (GO): RNA polymerase II cis-regulatory region sequence-specific DNA binding; protein dimerization activity; DNA-binding transcription factor activity, RNA polymerase II-specific
Source: RefSeq, a predicted model, not a curated record
AUGAAGUCUUUGAGCGCACCGAAGUCUCCUAAACAAAGGAACACGAGGAGGGUUUCUAAACCUGUUAUGGAGAAGCGCAGACGGGACCGGAUCAACAGCAGUCUGGAGACUUUACGGCACCUGAUGUUGGAGAACACUCAGGACGAGAAGCUGAAAAACCCCAAAGUGGAGAAAGCAGCGAUCCUGGAGAGUGUGGUGCAGUUCCUCAAGGCGGACAGGGAGGUCCAGAGCUGCCCGCAGCAGAGACCGACAGCCGGCCUGCAGCCCGACUACCAGGCCGGGAUGACGUCAUGUCUGACCAGGGUCCGCCACUUCAUCAGUCAGAACCAGAACCAGAACCAGGAUCCGGAGGGGCCCGGCGGUCUACAGCCGGCUCUGGUCCACCUUCCCCCCCCUCACCCCCAUCACGUGGCGUCUCACUCUUACGUCACCCUGCAGAGGAGGACGGAGCUCCACUGCCACACCAGGACCUCCGUGUCCGAGCCGGUGUGGAGGCCUUGGCCUGAGUGA